AACAUGCGGCGGGCCGAUGUGGAAAAGAGAGAGAGGCAACAAUCAUGCAUGCGCCUACUGAUCUAGCUUAGCCGAGGUACCUUGCGUCCUUCCAUCCCUCUCCUCGCGUGCGUGUAAACUCCGCCCGCCUCUGCUGAAACUCUCGUCCGACUGUUCCGGGGGAGAAGAGGGAGACGGCUGGAUUGAGCGCAACGGCGGCCGGCGUUCCUCGAGAAAAUGGAGCCGUACGUCGUCGCCCCCUAUCUUCGCGCCUACCUACACCGAUUCGCAGCUUCGGUGUCCGCGGCGAGCUGCGACGCGGGGGAGGUGGGCGGCGAUGUAUGCCGCGACGAGGAGGCCGCGUUGCGGCUCAAAAUGGUCGCCGUCGCGGCCAUCCUUGUCGCGGGGGCCGCCGGCGUCGCCAUCCCGCUCGUUUGCCGUAGGUGGCGUGGCGCGGAUGCAGCCGGUGGUGGCGGGUCGACGUUCGUGCUAGCCAAGGCCUUCGCGGCGGGGGUGAUCCUGGCCACGGGGUUCGUGCACAUGAUGCACGACGCCGAAGAGAAAUUCCAGGACCCUUGCCUCCAGGGCUCGCCGUGGCGGCGGUUCCCUUUCGCGGGCUCCAUCGCCAUGCUCGCCAGCCUCGUGACGCUCGUCGUGGACUUCCUCGGCACCCAGUUUUACGAGUGCAAACAGCGCGAGGCCGCCGCCUUCGCCGCAACGAGCGCCCAAGAUGAGACGGCGGCGGCGCUGCUGGAGGACGGGAGGAAUGCAGGGGGCGAGAAGCGUGAAGGAGGGGUGCACGACGGCCACGGCCAUGGUCACGGGAACGAGGCGGGCCCGUCCCAAGCUCGUCAGGUGGUUGUUUCCCAGAUUCUGGAGUUGGGGAUUAUAUCACACUCAGUGAUCAUCGGGCUAUCGUUGGGUGUUUCUCAGAGCCCGUGUACCAUCAAGCCUUUGGUUGCUGCCCUCUCCUUCCACCAGUUUUUCGAGGGUUUCGCGCUAGGUGACUGCAUUUCCCAGGCCCGGCUGAAGGGUCUCUCUACGCUCUUGAUGGCCUUCUUCUUUGCCAUCACAACACCCACAGGGAUCGCCGUGGGGGUGGCCAUGGCGUCAUUCUACGACCCAUACAGCCCCAGGGCGUUGGUGGUGGAGGGCAUUCUUGAUUCCAUGUCAGCUGGUAUACUGAUCUAUAUGGCACUUGUGGAUCUCAUCGCGGCUGAUUUCCUUGGCCAGAAGAUGAGCAGCUGCCCUGCCAGGCUGCAGGCUGGCGCAUACAUUGCAUUGUUUCUUGGGGCCAUAGCCAUGGCAUCCCUUGCCAUCUGGACUUAGUUAAUGUUGGUGAUUGAUGUUAUAUAUAUAUAUAUAUAUAUAUAUAUAUAUAUAUAUAGACACACUUGAAAUGAAUAAAAAUGAAAGCACAUUUUCAAAGCAAUAUGAAAAAAUAAGAUGAAGGUUUGGAGUUGGGAGAAGCUGGACGUACCCAUGGAGUUCGAUGCACUUAUAGUUGCUGUUACCCCUUGCUGCUGUAUAGUCCCUGAAGAAGAGGGGAAGCUGCUUGUUUUUUCGUUGGUUUUUUUGUUUCCUGUUAUUGACAUGGUGGCGGUGGGAUGUAAAGGUGCCUUUGUUGGUAAUGAACAGCAAAAUCCCUCUUUGUUAUACACUGUGAUGGAUGAAGAUACAGGAGAUGGAAUAGUUCGUAGGAUAAGGAGCACGAGGAACUGACUUGGUCCAGUCGAUACAGUCCUGUCUCUCAUACUUUAAAUCAUUUGAUAUCCAGUUUUGAAGGACUUAGUUAAUGUAGAUACAGUCCUGUCUCUACAUUGUUUGGCCCGCAUGC
Triticum dicoccoides is the source of this 1816-nucleotide messenger RNA. Its product is annotated as zinc transporter 10-like. Bases 217 to 1308 code for a protein of 363 amino acids. Gene Ontology annotation, molecular function: zinc ion transmembrane transporter activity. Gene Ontology annotation, cellular component: plasma membrane. NCBI's taxonomy places the organism in Eukaryota, Viridiplantae, Streptophyta, Magnoliopsida, Poales, Poaceae. Gene Ontology annotation, biological process: zinc ion transmembrane transport. The transcript has 5 exons. The record is from RefSeq and is a predicted model, not a curated record.